Chiroxiphia lanceolata (lance-tailed manakin) is the source of this 1182-nucleotide messenger RNA. RefSeq names its product ankyrin repeat domain-containing protein 7-like. Bases 90 to 974 code for a protein of 294 amino acids. The record is from RefSeq and is a predicted model, not a curated record. The transcript is spliced from 6 exons. NCBI's taxonomy places the organism in Eukaryota, Metazoa, Chordata, Aves, Passeriformes, Pipridae. Gene Ontology annotation, molecular function: protein binding.
UCCCAUUCCUCAUCCCUACUUGGUGCCCAGCAGCCCCCCCGCAAGGGGGCUUCUUGCACUUCCUGCUGCUGGUAGCUCCAAGCAGGGCCAUGCCGUGGCUUCUCAGCAAGAAGCGACGGCAGUCGUCAUCCAACACCACCAGUGGGCAGCCCUGGGCUGCCACCAGCUCCACCAGUGCCUCCGAGCCCACGGAGAAGGGGCUGGGCAGGCUGCACCGCGCAGCCGCCCGCGGCGACCUGGCCUGGCUGAGACACUGGCGCUGGUAUGUCAAGGUAGUCGGCAUCGACAGGAGAGACCAGGAGAUGCGGACACCUCUGCAUCUCGCUUCGGCAAAUGGCCAUGCAGAUGUCGUUAGAUAUCUGCUAAGAAAGAACAGCCAGCCGAAUCUCGCUGACAACUUCAAGAGAACAGCACUGAUGAAGGCAGUACAGCAGGAGCAGGAAGAAUGUGUUGCUAUUCUGCUGGAACACGGUGCCGACCCGAAUCUGGCAGACGCUGACGGCAACACUGCCCUUCACCUGGCUGUCCUAUCUAAAAAUACAGCUGCAGCAGGGCUGUUACUCGAGCAUAAUGCCGACAGUGAUGCUCAGAACCAGUGGGGAUUUACUCCCUUAAAACUUGCAGCCCUCCAACAGCAUGAGGAGAUUCUGGAGUGCCUUCUGAAAAAAGCAGCUGACAGGCCUGCUCAAGCCCAAUGUGAAAGGACUGCUUUUGUGGUUACUGGAACCCAUGAGGCUCACCUGGAGGAAGAUAAUCUGCGCUUGCAGGAGGACUUGGACAGGGCUGACACGGAGCUGCGGGAGGAGGAAGAAAAGCGUCUUCAAUCUGAGCAUUGCGUUCGUGACUUGAAGACUGCCUUGGAUGAUAAAGAAAGAGAAGCAAUAACUUCUUCCCAGAAACUGCAGGACCUCCUGUUGGCAUCUUCCGAGACUAAUAGCACUCUAAAACAACUGGAAGAACACGUGCAACAGUAAGAGAGUAACCCAGUGAAGCGAGGUGUCUGUCGCUUUGGGGGAUUGGGUGGAAACAACGGGACAGUCAGUUGGAUUUUGAAGGACACUUCUGCUGUGGAUUCUGUUACUUAGCACAGUUUGUCUGGAACUGGAUUUUCUGGUAAUAAGACCUGUAUUUCUUCUUAAGCUUUGAAAGCGAAAACACCGGAUUGGAAGCCACUGUCCAGCA